UUAACUCCCGGGACAACCGAUCCCGCGAGCAAUGCGUUAGUUUUUAAUCCGAGCGCAAGGACGCCCGUGACGAAGCAAACCGAGCCCCGAGCCUGCGAGACGGAGACCGUGGCACGAUGUUGAAGCUAUUAUGGAAUACCACUUUAGUGGUACUUAUCGCUUCCUGCCAUGCAGGCGAAAGAAGUAAAAGAGCGAUUGAUAGUGCUUCGAAAAAUUUUGGAAGUUUUCAAGGUUAUGAUUAUCCAGUGCCAAGCCAGCCAUUUAGGUUGCCACUCAGAGGAGUAGAAGCUGCUCCUCAGCCAUCACUUGUAACAUCGAUACCAACGAACCCUUUUCAACCAAGGCCAUCGCCAACUCCCCAAAAUGUGGUUAAUCCAUAUGAAUUUUCCAAAACGGAAAAACCAGUGCAGCCAGUUAAACCGAUUAAACAACCAGUGUCUCUAGGUCAACAGAUCGACGGAUAUGUUUAUUCAAAACCACCAACAUCGCAAACUUUUCAACCACCGAGAACACCGCCACCUCAGCCAAAGCCACCAGUAACUAAUUACACACCAUCACCUCAACCGAAACCUGUGUUAACUAAUCAGCAGACUGGAGGAUAUGUUUAUCCGAAACCAUCGACACUGCAACCUUAUCAACCGCAGCCAACUUUAUCUCCACAACCGAAACCUGUGUUAACUAAUCAACAGACUGGAGGAUAUGUCUAUCCAAAACCAUCAACGUCGCAACCCUUUCAACCACCGAGAACGCCGCCACCUCAGCCGAAACCACCAGUAACUAAUUACAGACCAUCGCCUCAACCGAAGCCUGUGUUAAAUAAUCAACAGACUGGAGGAUAUGUCUAUCCAAAACCAUCAACGUCGCAACCCUUUCAACCACCGAGAACGCCGCCACCUCAGCCGAAACCACCAGUAACUAAUUACAGACCAUCGCCUCAACCGAAGCCUGUGUUAAAUAAUCAACAGACUGGAGGAUAUGUCUAUCCAAAACCAUCAACGUCGCAACCCUUUCAACCACCGAGAACGCCGCCACCUCAGCCGAAACCACCAGUAACUAAUUACAGACCAUCGCCUCAACCGAAGCCUGUGUUAAAUAAUCAACAGACUGGAGGAUAUGUCUAUCCAAAACCAUCAACGUCGCAACCCUUUCAACCACCGAGAACGCCGCCACCUCAGCCGAAACCACCAGUAACUAAUUACAGACCAUCGCCUCAACCGAAGCCUGUGUUAAAUAAUCAACAGACUGGAGGAUAUGUCUAUCCAAAACCAUCAACGUCGCAACCCUUUCAACCACCGAGAACGCCGCCACCUCAGCCGAAACCACCAGUAACUAAUUACAGACCAUCGCCUCAACCGAAGCCUGUGUUAAAUAAUCAACAGACUGGAGGAUAUGUCUAUCCAAAACCAUCAACGUCGCAACCCUUUCAACCAUCAAGGACAUCGCCAACUCAAACAAGACCACCACUAAUUAAUGCAGAACAAAAUGCAAUAAAAGCAAAACCUACGUCCAGCAUUUUUACAUCAACUGCUCAAAGGCAAUCUCCUGCUACUGGAUAUGGCUAUCCAAAACCUGAAAUACAAUUUAAUCUUCCUUCUCAAAAACCAAAUCAAUCUCUUGAUCAAUUUACUUCGUCACGGCCAUCAGAACGAUAUACAACUUCUAAGCAGCCUGUGGAAUCUUCAGUUACACCAAAUCCAUAUAAUACUCAAAGACCUAAUACAUUUGCUCCUGAUAAGCCAACUCCAUCAAUUUUUAUCGGCCCACCUGUGUCAGCACCUCCGCAACCAAGUGUAGUUGUUGAAACAGAAUUUCCUGGCUCACCACGACCAUUUGUAUACGUACGUCCGACUCCACCAAAACGUCCUUCAAAUCAACAAUCUUCUAAACCCGGAUCUUAUAAUACAUAUCCUUCUCGACCUGGAUCAAAACAACCUUCUAACAGACCCGGUACACAAAUAAAUCAAAUUUCUACAGGGCCAUUUUUCAAUCAGCCUUCACGCCAACCUGUAUCUUAUAUUCCACCAUCACCAUUCGGUAAGACCCCUGUACAUUCAGAUUCAAAUGUACGGCUAACGACACCAACACCAUUUGCAUCAACUCAAAUACUUCCAAAUCUAACUACAAGAUCACCGUUUCUGCCAAAUGAAAAACCAAAGCAGCCCGCUCCUCAAAGACCAACACAACCACGACAACCUGUAACUUAUGUCCCUCCAUAUUCUUCAACUCAGGCGCCAAUAACUCGUGGUCCAGAUAGAAGACCCACUCCUCCAGCAUUUGGAACGUCUAUUCAACCGUUCUCUCAAAAAAUACCGGGACCACAGACACUUGCGCCAAUAACUCAAUCAUUUCCAACAUCAACUCCUAGACCAGUACGACCUUCAUCAUACGCUCCUGAUCAAAGACCUGCAUCAUCUCUUCGACCUUUGCCAUAUCUACCACCAAAAGUGACGAGUCCUCCAUCAAGUUUUACAACGCAAGCACCGACUUCGCGUCCACGACCAACUAUUUCCCCUUAUCAAACAACUGAAAAAUUCUUUACAUCUGCACCAACGCAAAAACCAAACCCUCCAAUAUUUUUCACAAUACCGCAAUUAACUACUUUUACUUCUAAACCGACAAGUAUAAAAUCGUCUGAGUAUUUGCCACCAGUAAUAUCAUCGACUAGUGCUUCAAAUCAAUUCAAUGAACCAACUAGAGUAACUUCUUCGACAUUUAAGCCUCCCACUACAAAAUUCAAUUCGCAAGUAACGCAAAGACCAACAGAAUCUUCCUUGACUCACAUAAAUACAAAUAAUCAAUUGAGUACGAAAUCACCUCCGUAUUUGCCUCCCUCGACACCUAGAAUAACUCGUGUAACUGUUACAGCUCCACCUCCUCCGACGCCAAAAUACUAUACAACUAUACGUACAUCGUCGUACCCACCACCAACUGGUCGUCCUGCUCCACUUCCGACUCUCCCACCAAGUACUACGAAAUCAGUACAAGGAUACAAUUAUCCAAUUCCAGACAUUCCCUUUUUCUUUCGAAAACGCUAAUCAUUACAUGUAAUCACCAUGCAUCACAUUACAUUUUAUAAAUGACUGGAUAUUCCGUUAUCAAAGAAUCUUUUGUGAAAAAUUAUAAAUUUAUUUAUAAUAAAAAAAGAUAUCUCUAUAAGUCAAUGAUCGACAGAAUAAAAUAUUGUACGAAUGUUAGAAUCUCAAAUACUCAAUUUUGAGUAUUGCGAUUUGGUAGAUGUCGAUGGAAUGCUAAAGAUCAAAUUAUAAAUAUGUUUGAGACCUAAGUAAA
Messenger RNA from Ceratosolen solmsi marchali, 3288 nucleotides. Its product is annotated as proline-rich extensin-like protein EPR1. The transcript is spliced from 3 exons. NCBI's taxonomy places the organism in Eukaryota, Metazoa, Arthropoda, Insecta, Hymenoptera, Agaonidae. Bases 117 to 3035 code for a protein of 972 amino acids. The record is from RefSeq and is a predicted model, not a curated record.